GCUUCAAAUGAUGGUAUUCACUGGACCGUUCUUCGCCAACACGUGGAUGAUUCUAGUAUUCAGUCCCUGUCAGGGAGCCGCGCUGCUUGGAGCCUAACCACGGAAUCUGGUGACGAUAGUACGAUUUCAGGUGAAGGGGAGAAAAAGGGAUAUCGAUUCUUCAAGAUCAAAUCAACAGGCGUGAAUGCCAACGGUGGACGUGAGUUGGCUUUAGGUGGACUGGAGUUCUACGGUACCGUCUGCGCUGCACAUGAUUCGGGUGAUACCAAUUUGCUACAAUAUCUUGACGGGAUAAUUUCUUCCGAUCGUUCAUCCGAAGGAAUCCGGCGAUUUUUACGACACAUUCGUUCACAGGACUCUACGGAUGAUGAAUCUUUGUCACAAUUCAUGUGGCCCAAAAAGCUCAGUCCGGGAGCAUCGCCUGUCGUGUGUGAUGUGACAAGCAGUCAGACUCAAGAAGUAUCUGCGGCCGUCCACGAAUCUGGUGAAACGAAUCAACCCAAUGAGGAUCCCAACUUGGUACCGCCGAGUGCAAAAUGGACCCGUGCCGCUGUAUCCGAGAUGGCUAUAGAGCCCCAACAACGAGGUCGACCAUCAGCGCCACAGCCGUCAGGACAACAACUACAACAAUCGUCAGGUGAUGACAAUUCGAACGAUUCAGCUACCAAAACUGUUUUGGAUAAGGCUUCCAAUCCGAUCGUCGCGGACACAAUUCCCAGCAUUGAACGAAUGCAUCACCACCACCAUGCACACAGUGCCCUGGGCUUUCUCGAUCAAUCUGCCGGCGCGGAUCUUUCCAGAUCCCAAACAACAGUAUGUUUGUUGCAUUUACUGUUCAAAGAUGUUUUGGCAUAUGCAGUGACAUGUGUAUCAAGUCAAGUCAGUAGUAGCUUUAUGCUCCCGGAUCGGUGA
Messenger RNA from Echinostoma caproni, 912 nucleotides. NCBI's taxonomy places the organism in Eukaryota, Metazoa, Platyhelminthes, Trematoda, Plagiorchiida, Echinostomatidae. The record is from the annotation of a GenBank genome assembly.